AUGGACUCCGAUGAGGAGCGACACCUUACGCCGGGACAAAGCAAGCAGUUUGGCCUGUUGCGCUCGGAUCUCUCCGCUGCUCUUGCGGCCUUCGAUCGGGCGCAAGAUUGGGCUGAUCUCAUUCAUGACCUCCAAAGGGUGAAUCGCGUGCUCAACAAGCAUUCCAGUUCCCGUUUUCUACCCGAAAAGGCCUUACUUGCGAAGAGGCUGGCGCAAUGCCUCACCUCAUUCCUUCCAUCUGGCGUCCAUCUCAAAGCCUUGGAAACGUAUCACAUUGUCUUUAGUCGCAUCGGCCCAGCUCGUCUAGCUUAUGACCUCCCACUUUACGCUGGCGGUCUCUUUCCCCUAUUCUCGUAUUGCUCUACUUCAUUGAAGGUACCGCUCCUAUCACUUUAUGAGACUCAUUUCCUGCCUCUCGGCGCCGCGCUUAUUCCAAUCCUGGAUGGCUUCGUCUUGGCGGUCUUGCCUGGUGUGGAAGAAGAAAGCUCCGAAUUUUACGUUCGCUCGCGAAACCUACUGGACAACCUUGGAGAGGCUGUGCAUGACGUAGGCGCCUUCGCGCGCUCUCUCUGGCGGGCUUUGCUACUCUGCCCGCCCACGCGUCUCUCCGCAGCCCAUUAUCUCGGCCUAAGGCUCUCUUCCGACGAUGAACAUCUGCGUAUGGAAGUCGUCAGUGACAUGCCGCUUGUCGCCUACGCAAUUACGGAGGCGCUGUCAGAUAGUAACGCACUAGCGCAGCGUAGCGUUCUCGACUUGCUUCUUGGCGAGUUGGCUCUAGAUUCGCCCUUCUUUCAGUCAUCUAAGGCAGAGGAGCAUGAGGCAGCGGUUGCGCUUGUUGGAGGUGUGUUCGGCGCAUUGAUGAGACGUGACAUGAGCUUAACAAAACGCGUUCAUGCCUGGUUGCUCGGAGGGAAGGAGGGGGAGGAUGGUAUUGCGUUUUGCAAAGAGUUCUCGAACAAGUUAGUGCUUGCGUCAAUCGACCGGGAGUUCACGCUACUGCUACACGGCCUCGACGGAAAAAAUGCAAAAUUCGCGACCCGCCCUUGCCGCAUUGCGGCAGCUCUUAUGGACAGGACGGAGCUGUCGGAGUGCCUUGGGCAUCACUUUGCUCUUCGACUGUUGAAGUAUGGUAGGGCAGCGGCAGUCAGAGAUGACCACAAGCAUGAGAGGGAUAUACGAAAUGCGAUCUCGGAUUUCUUGAAGGACUUGGGCAGCGCAGUAGUUUUUGCAGAACUGGAAAGGAUGCUGGCGAAUGAAGCUCAGAAAGGUCAAGAAGAUUUUGAACUGCUUACUUUCGCGCUUUCCUUGUUUCCUACAACAAACGAUGUUGUCCAGAAGAAGCAUAUACCUGCUAUUUUACUAGUGGUGGUUCAAUCCCUGAACGCAGUUUCCACAGAUUCCAUGACGCUGGAGAAAGCGGUCGCGUUCUGCAGCACGGCAAUCAAAUCACUGGGUCUCUCGAGAAUGACCCGUAUCGAGAAAUCUGUGAUUGCAGAUGUCAAAGCCGCUGUUUCGUCCUUUGCUUCUUUCUUUGUUGCAUGGCUAGCACAUGCUGUAGAACCGGCCCCAGUGGAACUGAGACGGGCUUAUGAAGAUGUAUCGAUAGCGGAUGAGCAUGCUGCUGAAUUGCGAAUGGCGUCUGUUUGCGAAACCCGCCACCAGUACAUUAGCGUGGCCAAAGGAGCAUGCUCUUUUUUUGUAAGUGCGGCGUCAUUUGGGGUUAAUGAUGCAGAGACACUGCGGUCCUCCCUGCAGGCCCUUGCGAAAUGUGCUAGCGCUGCUGAUGUUUGUAUUUCCCUUGCUGGGUCCAGAGCAUUUGUUGAGGUAUCCGCGAGAGCAUCGCAUCACAUCCCAGCGACACUGGGAAAUGAUGAACAAGCCCUUGGUGUCAUCCGGAGGUGUUGGCGUCAGAUGCACCCUUCAUUGCGAACGGCAACUGCCCAAAGUGCGCAAGCAUUGCUCGGAUUGCAGCGUCGUUUUCCUGAGGAGACGAAAAUCGUCGUUGCUGACGGAAUCCUUUCAACGGAUUCGUCUCGAAGACUUCGCAAUUUGGAGCGUUUCGCCUGCCUUUGGCGCUUAUCUGUGGAACACAGACUCAUGCCUCUUCCAGCGGACGAUGGACUUUUCUUAAUGCUGGACGCCCUUACAGAUGAAGAUUGGGCGCCGAAAAUGUUGGCGCGUUCUUGGUUAUCUGACGCCGUGGAAGUGGAUUCUGCGUCUGUCCUUGAUGCGCCACUACGGCUUUUGUUGACCCCAGAGUCAAGAAGUACCGGGACGCAGCACGAAUUCGCAGCGGCAUACGAUGCUCCACGUGCGCUUUACGGGUUUCAAGUGAUGCGGGGAAUAUUAGAAAGCUGCACCUCCAUUGUGGGGUCUAGUCGUGAACAAGAACAGGCAUUGAAUUUAAGUUCGCAACUUUCUACGAGGAAGAGAAAGCGAGGGCGUACAGGUAUACGGGCCGUUGCAACAACACACGUAUCGGCGCGGACACACCAAGGGCUAGCUGCCGUGUUUGCUCUCGAUCGAAAGGCAAGGGGGGUUACAGAGAGAGACUCGGUUCAUCCAAUUGCCGUUUCGGAUGUAGAGGGACACGUGAGAUUAAAUCAGCUUCUCCCUGCUGAAAAUUACAUUAUCGGUAUCGCCGUAACUUGUCUCGGAUAUCUUCGGGGAAGAGUUCCCCCCAAGUUUGCGUCCGUUCAAAGAACAUCAACAGAAAGGGCCCAGUCCAGUGAGCCAGCUUUGGGAGCAGAAGGAUCUGCUUCAGAUAUUGCUGAUGACGAGUUUGAAUGGCUAAUGGCUGGACUAGGGUAUAAGUCACUCAAAGAGCUUCAUGUGGGAGUUUCCGCUGCGGCAGCCGAGUGUCUGGCCACAUUGCUUCGUGCCAUUCCGGUAUCCACUCAACUGAGUUCUAUGAUCUCUAGCGUACUUGCUGAACCAAUCUUGUCGUUGGUAACGUACAACAUUGGCAAUGUCGACCCUGUCCUUCAGUUGCACUUCCUCAAUGCAAUUACCUUUUUGGUGGCAGCGGACGGCCCUUGCUAUUUAUCAUCAGUACAAGGGAAGGAUGCCUUUUCAAAAUCUGAUGGAGGAGUACGGUUAUCCUACUCGGAAAGCCAGAACCAGCUUCCUAGUGUUAAACCACAAGAUGCUUCAAGAAGAGGAUUACAAGUCGGUGCGGCUGAAACUUUGAAGCACUUCGUUCCGUGGCUACUGGAAGGCGUAUCUCUCACGUACCGAACGGCAUCGAUAGAACACGAUGGCGGAUCUCAUGAGAUCUUGGGAGUGCGACGAAGGUGGAUUCAUUUCCUGGAAAUGGUCAUGCGCCACAUCGGCAUAACUUUGCCUGUGGUGACGGAAGGACUACUGUGUAUCUUGGAUGAGUUUGUUAGUGCUCAAAAUAGGAAAGUGGCAUCAGAUGUGCACCGUAGCGACAGUGAGUUUUCUCGAGUCGAUGAAAUUCUUGUUCUGCUAGAAGGAAUUGGAAUAGUUACGUCAAAUGUGUUGUGGUCUUUUGAGUACGCUCUUGUUAACAGGGAACUGAAAGAAGAUAUUAGAUCGAAUUCCGCAAUGCUUGAUGCAUCAUUGAGGACUGCGGCUGGACCAGUUUUGAAAGAUGCAAUCGUCAUAGCCAAUUCAAGUGACAGGUUGGCCAUCACUGAUGACACAGAACGAAAAUCUGUUUCCGUUCAAUCACAAAACGGGGACCCAAACACGCUCCCUACGCAUGAAACACCACGCAACGUUGGCACGGCGACAGCUUCCAUGAUUAACGCCAUAAACCCAUUGCGUAUGAUCAAUGAUUUCGUGAAAGAUGUGCUCAGCGGAGCGGGUUCAGAGGGAUCUCAUCACAUGCUCGACCCUCGGCGAUCUGGUGCUCGCAUUCUGUUUUGUCUUCUGCCUAGAGUUCUGGAAAAUUUGGCAAUUGUAUGGGGACCUGUUGCUGACCCACACCUAAACCGAGAUACUCCAGACGUGAUGUCACCGCGAUCGAGGGACACAGCUCCACCGCGCUUGUCGAUGGAGCUCCCGCGGGAGCGACGGCAAGCUCAAAGAGCAUCCAUUUUAUCAAUAUUGGAGCCAAUCUUCGAGCUUCGGCCGACGGAUGUCAUCGCGUCAAUAGUAGCUCUGUUCAGCCAAGACCAGACGGAUUUCGGUAUACUUCCGCAACGAGACACCGGAAGCUGUUCAUCAGUGAUGGCAUGCCAAGUGCUGCAUGCCAUCGACGAUGCUUCGGUGGAUGCCGUGAUACAUUCGGUCAAGGGUAUUUUCGAACGAGCAGCAAAGUGGGAUGCCAGCUCGUCUGAUGCCCAAGGAGGCAAAAGACAAGCCACUUUUCGAGAAAAGGCCCGUCAGACUCUCCGCCAUUUCGUAGAGAGUGGCGAUCAUAGAAUAAGCGAUGAGGAUAUUAGGGAGAUUGGUCGGUUAUCUCCUGUCGAGAUUGGUUCUUCGCUUCCGGGAGGGUCGGAUGGACUUGAACUGGAGGAUGGCUUGUUUCGUAGCUCCGGCGCCACCGCAUUCGGACACCAAGACCUGUUCCACUGGGGUGACUAUUUCGCUGUAUAUUCUCCCAGAAGGAUUGAAACUGCAUGCCUUAACUUUCUAGAUGUAUUCUUCGCAACUCGCCGGGAUGUUGAGGAACUGCAAAAUGCUUUUUCGACGACUCACGCAUUCCUGAAAGAAGCACUUUCUGGUGCGAAGCGGAAAGCGACACCCCUUGCAGUUUUACGAGUAUUAGGCGGUUUCAUUUCUCGAUGCCCGUCCCCGUUUCCGGAUCGCAAAGCAAGGAAAGAUGUUAUGAAUCUAGCUGCAUUGGCUGUCUCAGCCUGCAGCUCCAUUGCCUCAGGAGGCGCAGACCCGCACAGUGAUGAGCUUCAUGGCCGGCCGAAGGACUUAUUCAAGAAGGAGUUAUCUGUUGUCGCCCUAAAAACUUUGGCCACGACAGUGCCAAGCUUGGUGGACUCGAGUUUUCUUGAGGACAAGCCACAGCUAUCCAGCACUAUUACAGCAAGCCUGUCGCCCGCUGUAUCGGCUCUCAAAAAGAAUGCCUCGCGAGCAUCCUCCGUUCACAGUGCAGCAGAUAAUUCGAGAAGGAGUCGUAGUUCCAUUCGUGAGCCAUCCCCGCGACGUCGCGCUGAAAACACUCUGGAGACUAUGGCUUCAAGUGCAGCCACAGAAGUUAUACUUAGUGUAAGCAACCGAGAUUGGGGUGUUAAGUUUGCUCGUCGAGAGCUUUUAGCGCUGCUGGAAGAUACAAACUUCUUCUUUGGGAAGCAGGGGGGUGUUCUAGAAAAAACGUCUGCCAUCGUGCGUGAAGUUGUGGCUGGUGGAGGUGCAUCUGCGCUGUUUUCCUCAAUUGGGUUAUCUUCGAUGAACGGAGCUCCAGGAAUUCCAAGUUUGUUUUCUGGACGCGACUCCGAGACUGUGCUUCGAGGCAGGGCGAUACGAAGGAUUGCCUACUGCGUAUUUGUCUCCGAACCUGACUUCUAUUCGCCACAGUUGCCGUCAGUGCUAGAGAGGCUGCGCGACGCUCUUCGUAUGACAGAUUCCGGAUUAGUUGUGGAAUGCCUGCUAUGUCUACGAGUGUUAUUGCUGCGGAUUGGACCAUCAGCAAUAACGGCUUUUCGAGCUACGACCCUCCAAUCUGCACGCUACUAUUGCGGCUCUUAA
This is a messenger RNA of Chondrus crispus (carragheen), 5667 nucleotides long. RefSeq names its product Dopey protein. NCBI's taxonomy places the organism in Eukaryota, Rhodophyta, Florideophyceae, Gigartinales, Gigartinaceae. The transcript has 3 exons. Gene Ontology annotation, biological process: Golgi to endosome transport. Bases 1 to 5667 code for a protein of 1888 amino acids. Gene Ontology annotation, cellular component: trans-Golgi network; endosome. The record is from RefSeq and is a predicted model, not a curated record.